AUGGAGCUGAGCCACUUUCUUGGCGAGGAUCUCCCUCUCCCACCUUCGCGACUUUUCGAACGGCUCGCCCAUCUGCCUGGCUAUACCUGGGACCAGUCGACCGAGCCCUUUCACUCCACAUACAACCACUGGCAUAUUAAUGGAUUUCAUCAUGCCGUCGAGAACGAACUUUCCACGCCAUUCGCAACCUCGUCCGGCCCCGCCUCGUCGAGCCCGUCGAGCCUCAACCGCAACUCGCCCCAUAUCGAAUUUCGACCGCGCGUCUUAAACCGCAGAGUUAGUUUGAGCGAAACAAGCAGUGAUUUCUCCUUAUCCAGAGCUGGCGAACAGGAGCAGAUAUGGACCCCGGUGAUCGCGCGUGUCUCUACCAAUGUUAUCCGGCUCGAGCGCGAGUUUCAUAUGUUACGGUCGAUCGUCCAAUCCUCCGAUCCGGAUUGUAACAACACAAUACGGCCAAUAGACCUGAUAAGAUUACCUCCGGAACCUGGUGACCAGGGCACGCUUUUGGUGGCUAUUUUCGAAUCGCCAGGCCAUGAUCACCUCCGUGACCUGGUCACAUUUGGACCCGCAUCAUUUGUCGCAGGGAGUAAAGGCGACGACAACUCGACACCGAACGAGCAAAUCCCUCUCCCCGCGUUCUUCGACUUUGCCAUUGGUGCAUGCGAUUGCUUGGAAAUUCUGCACUAUGGCUUGAAAACGGUCCACGGGGAGAUUCGCGGCGAUGCGUUUCACUUCUCCGCCGACGACGGUGCAGUGAAACUAGCCAAUAUCGGCAAUGGUGCCCGAGCAUUUGACAAUGUUCUCAGUGAAGGCUGGUCUUCCGUUUCACGGGAGCUGGGUGCCAAAUACAAAUUGCAGUUCAUCGCCCCCGAACAGACCGGCAGGAUGCCAACAGAGCCGGACAGCCGGACAGACAUCUAUGCCUUAGGCCUUUUCUUUUGGUCUAUGCUAGUAGGGAAACUGCCUUUCGAAGGCACUGACCCCGUUGAGGUCGUUCAGAAUGUGCUGGGCAAAAAACUGACGCCAGUCUCUUCGAAAAGAAUGGACGUCCCUGAUGCUCUCUCGGCUGUGGUCCAGAAGAUGACGCAGAAAGUUGUCCAUGACCGCUACCACACAAUUUCCUCGGUGAAGCGGGAUUUGACACAGAUUGCACAGUUAUUGGGUGAUGGCGACAUUGAAGCUUUGAAUAAUUUCCAAAUCGCGCAGAGGGAUGUAUCAUCCUUCUUUACCCUCCCUUCUCAAAUGUUUGGUCGACAAAAAGAAUACGACCAAAUCAUGACCGUGGUCGAAAAGGUCAAGAAGCGUCAGACGUCCGCAGCAGCAAAAUCAUCCCUGCAGAAUCCCGGAGCAGCUCACGCUCUUGCUUCAGUUUCUUCGGCUUCGGACGGCCGCGUGGAUAGCUUUGAUCUCGCUUCUGUUUCCAGCGACUCGGGGUCUUUCCAUCUACCCCCAAGGACGAACUCAAACUCCACUAAUUAUCAUAUCGGAUCUGUCAAUACCCAUGAUUCUUCGAGCCAAGACACUCCGAGCCAAACGUCCGUCAUCCCAAUUUCGAGCAAAUUGAAGAGCCCCUCUCAUUCUCGGUCUUCUCAACACACGGAUAACCAGAGCCAUCCUUCUGGUGGGACCGGCAGUUAUCAAUCAAGCAAUGUCUUUAGCCAAGCAGAUUCAUACAACUCUAUGAACAAACAGAAAGCUGGUGCAAAGUUUCGGCGCAGUGGGCGAUGCGAGUUGAUUACGAUCACUGGCCCAGCCGGGAUAGGAAAAACAGAUCUUCUAAACCGGGUGCAACCAAACAUUCGCAAAGCUGGUUAUAUCGCUAUCACUCGCCUGGACAAAGCUAAGCGCGUGCCCUUUGAGCCCUUCGCCAAAAUUGUAGCCAGUCUCCUACGUCAGAUCUUUUCCGAGGGAGAUGUCACGACCGAUUAUCACAACUCCAUCAGGGCGGCUCUACGAUCAAUGUGGCCGACUCUUCACAAGGUGUUGGAGCUUCCCGAGCAGCUGAUGUCACCUGGCGCAAAGUACAAGCCUUCGCCAAAAAUGCCUGGUGCCCAAAUGGCUAAGCAGGAUGUGGUCAAGAGUGGCGAGCCGUCGAAGCGUGUCAAUAUUCCCUGGUUGAACCAAGGCCAAAGCUCGGCCGAUUUCUUUUUGGCAAAUGCUGCUUCCAACAACAUGCGCCUGAUGGAUGUUUUUGUUGAGAUUCUGAAAACUCUUUGUCAGUUCCGGCUCAUCACUAUAUGCCUGGACGAUCUCGAGCAUGCAGAUGAGGAGACGAUGGAACUGGUCCUGAACAUUAUUCGAGUGAAAAUGCCCUGCGUUCUCAUACUGAGUAGUCGUAGGGAUGAGAUACCUUCGGAAAAUAUUCGGUCGUUGUUCGAUAUGGAUGGCUCCAAUGCCACGCGCCUUGAGCUUCAGCCGCUUGGUGAGGAGGAUAUCAUGGAGUUUGUGGCGGCGACAAUGCACCAAGACCCCAAUCCGACGCUGACUCCCCUGAUGGCCGUUAUCCAAGAGAAAAGCCAGGGUAAUCCAUUCUACGUGAGGUUGAUGCUUGAAACAUGUUAUCGCAAGAACUGCAUCUGGUAUUCAUGGAAGGACUCAAAAUGGCAGUUUGACCUUGACCGGAUUUUUUCCGAGUUCGUGGAGCCCGUGUAUGGAGAAGGCCUGGGACUAGGCUUCCUCACCAAGCGGCUUCAGGAGAUCCCAACCGCUGCCCGUUCGAUCCUGGUAUGGGGUGCUCUUCUUGGAAGCCCAUUCUCUUUCUCUCUAGUCCAAAGGCUUCUGACCAGUGAGUUCCUUUUCGCAUCGGACGAUGAUGAAGAAUUGGAUCUCACAUUGCCACAAAAUGAUACGCUGGUCAGGCAAUCUGAAGGGGAUAUUGUCGUUGGGCUACAGUACUUGGUUCAGUCAAAUCUUCUGAACACAGGCAAAACAGACGAUGAGUUCAAGUUCGGCAAUGAUCGCCUUGCGCAAGCUGCACUGAAUUUGAGCGAGAGUCGAAACGUGGAGAAGAUGCAUUUCAUUGUUUCACAAGCCUUGAUGAGAUACUACCAUGACCAUCGCAGCCGCUACUCCAUGGCCCACCAUGUGGCGCUGGCCUCGCGUACGAUCAAGGCCUCUGUUCGUCGACGUGUCGACUACCGACGCAUCCUUUGGGAGGCUGGCCAGACGGCUGCCCAGUCCGGUGCGCGACCAACUGCGCUAUGGUACUUCCGGCAUUGCAUCGCACUUCUUCAAGACAAUCCAUGGGACGAUCACCAUGGCGACGUUUAUUAUGAUGAAACCAUGCGUCUUUACAUUGCUGCGGCCGAAAUGUCAUGGUCUCAAGGCCAAAACGAGGAAGCUCUCACAUUGAUAGAGGCGGUUUUCACCCAUGGCAAAGAUGCGGUGAGCAAGUCGCGAGCCUGGGUCAUCAAAGCCAAGAUAUAUGCCCAAUUGGGAAACCACCACCGCUCAAUGGAAGCCUUGCUUACCUGUCUCGAUGAGCUGGGUGUCCAUCUUCGUACACCAACUACCUUUGAGGACUGUGAUACCGCAUACAUGAAGCUCAAGGCGUAUCUCGAAGCAGCAGAUUGGGAGGCUAUAUCCCAGAAGCCCCCAAGUAAAGAUCCCAAUCUCGUGACCAUUGGAGCCGUUAUGGCGGAGGCGAUGGCCGUCACUUUCUGGGAUGACGCCUUGACCUUCUACCGCAUGGCAAUUGAGAUGAUAAAUAUCCACAUCUUCCGGGGUGGCUUCACGCAGGUUUCGAUCGGCUGCUCUCACCUGGCCAUGAUCUCCCUCAGCCGUUUCAAAGAUGUCGUGUUUGGUGCUAAGCUCAGUGAUUUCUCCCUUUCCCUUCUUGAGAAAUGCCCUGAACUGUGGACGCAGAGUAGAGGAUCCAUCGUUCACAGCCUCUAUGUCAGCCAUCUACGUAUUCCCAUGGUGUCGACAUUACCAGCGCUCGAGGCUUCACUCGAGGCCUCAUUCACGAUGGGCGAUCCGUAUAUCACACUUAUCAGCAUCUCAGCAAUGGCCAUGACGAGACUCUACCUCGGCCAAGACAUGGCCCAACUGGAGUUUUUCUGCAUGGAAACACCCGAGGACAUCCCAAACUGGGCUCAAGACACCCGCGGCGGUGCCAGUAUAAUUGCUGUUCGACAAGUGGCACGAGCCCUCCAAGGCAAGACUGACUACCAUAGUGCCGACGACGUCCUGUCGGAUAAGGAGCACCACACAAGUUCCUACAUGGCGUACCUAGAUGCCAACGCUAGCAAUGCCGACAGACCUCGCGGCAUCUACUAUGGCCUCUCCAUGAUCCCUCUUUUCUUGUAUGGCCACCAGACACGAGCGAUUCAGGUGGGCACUCGAUUGCUUGAGACGGCACACAGACUCUGGUCUGUGCGUGUGUCCUACAUAAUUUAUUUUUAUCUCUCGGUUUCACUCCUGACUCUCCACAACGACAAUCCUUCUCACGGAUACCUCGAAGGAAAAAUGGAUACUCUGCUUCAGUACAAGUUCGAGAUUGACUUUGCUCGAAGUUGCUCCGAUGCAAACUAUGGAAUGUGGGCACUACUACUAGAUGCCCUCAUUUCCGAGGUUCGGAAUGACCACAGCGCUGCAAUCCAAGCAUUCGAGGCUGCCAUUGAUCACUGUCAAAUUCACGGAUGGCCCCUUGAGGAGGCACUUGCCUUGGAGUUGCAGGGUGAGUUCCUGAUCAGGCGUGGGGCAAAGCGGGCUGCUCGUGCAAUGAUGCAAGAUGCCAUCGCUGCAUGGAGCUCUAUCAGCGCCAGUGGAAAAGCAGCAAUGCUUGCAGAGAAGCACGAAUGGCUGCUCAAGACAGCCACGUCAGCCAGAACCAUUGAUGUUGGCUGCCAAACCAUGGACUCUCUCGCUGAAAUUACCCGCGACGCCGUGCAGGAAGAGAUUGUCCUUCCCUCGCAGAUUGAAGAGGAGGAGAGGAGGCAGCAAUGGAUUGAACAGAAUAAUGUCACGGCGGGUGAGAGGUCAAUGGACAUCUCGAGUGUUGGACUUGAUAUCAUCGAUCUGUCCAGUAUACUCGAGUCCAGCCAAGUCAUGUCAUCCGAGCUUCAAAUCGACAAGCUCUUCACAAAGAUGCUGGAGAUUAUCCUGGAGUCAUGUAAUGGCUCCGACUUCGCCGUCAUUGCUACAGACUUUGAGGAGCAUGGGUUUGCAAUCGCCGCAGCCGUUGAUACCGAAAAGGGUCAAAAAUAUUAUGCAGAAGGCCUUUCCUUCUCAGAAAUGGAAGCUCAGAUGGCUCAACAAAUUUCGCAUUAUGUGAUGCGCACGAAAGAGGAGGUUCUUGUUCACAACGUGCUCGAAGAUGAGCGCUUUUCCAACGUGGCGGAAGCCUAUCAGGCCAAUUACCCACUGGGCCGGUCAGUCAUUGCUCUUCCGAUUGUUCAGGCGGAUCAUCUCCUGGGCGUCAUUCACUUGGAAGGCAAACCAAACUGGUUCACUCAGCGGAAUGUGGUCGUUCUGCACCUGCUUUGUAACCAGAUCGGCAUUUCGCUCUCGAACGCGCUGCUCUUCCGUGAGAUCCGCAAGGUCAGCGCCAAGAAUGCGUCGAUGAUCGAGUCGCAGAGACGUGCCCUUGCUCAAGCCCGCGAGUCGGAACAGAAAGCAAAGGUGGCUGAGGCAGAAGCUAAACAUAAUGUGAAGCUGAAGGAAGACGCCGCUAGAGCCAAGUCUAUCUUCCUUGCCAACAUCUCCCACGAUUUGCGUACUCCAAUGAAUGGCGUGAUUGGCCUAUCAGAGCUGCUCAAAGGUACCCGGCUGAACAAAGAGCAAGAUGAAUACGUUGAAUCAAUUCGUGUAUGCGCCGACACGCUACUCACGCUUAUCAAUGACAUUCUUGACUUCUCCAAGUUGGAAGCUGGUAAGAUGAAAAUCUCCACCGUCCCACUCAACCUGAAAGAGACGAUCUCGGAGGUGGUUCGUGCUCUUCGCUAUACCCAUCGUGAACGAGGCUUGAAUACCAUCGAAGAUUUGGAACGCGUCCCACCGGAGCUGGUCGUUCUCGGCGAUCCUGUCCGUCUGCACCAGAUCUUCAUGAAUUUGCUCAGCAACAGCUACAAGUUCACGCCUAAAGGAUCCAUCACCGUCAAAGCCAGGGUUGCUCGUGAGAGCAAAGGUCGCAUACGCCUAGAAUGCUCCGUCGCCGAUACUGGAAUCGGCAUUCCCGACGAGCAAAAAGCACGUCUUUUCCGACCAUUUUCACAGGCAGACCCCUCCACCGAAAGAUCAUACGGUGGCAGUGGGCUGGGAUUGAGUAUUUGCAAGGCCAUCAUCGAGGAUGUUCUUGGGGGUGCAAUCUGGCUCGAAUCGCAGUCUGGCAUUGGCACUACAGUAACCUUCCAUUUGGCCUUCAACAAAGCACCCAAGAAAACAACCGUCAAGACUCCGUGGUCUCAGGACUUGAGCCAGGCAGAACAAGGCAAAGAUGCACCUCGGGCCAAAGCCCGUGAUCUUACCCAAAUCCCUCGCGACCAGAUUCGAGUCUGCAUUGCUGAAGACAAUCCCAUCAAUCAGAAAAUAGCCGUUAAAUUCGUGACCGGGCUCGGCCUCCAGUGCGAGGCAUACAGCGACGGUAGACAAGCAGUCGAAGCCCUCCGCGCAAAGUCCAGAGAAGGCAACCCCUUCCACGUGGUCUUGAUGGACGUGAUGAUGCCCACGCUAGACGGCUACAACGCCACUCGCGAGCUCCGACGAGACCCCGAUCCAAACGUGAACGAAGUCCUCGUCAUUGCCAUGACAGCCAGUGCCAUCGAAGGCGACCGGGAGAAAUGCCUCGAGGCAGGCAUGAACAACUACCUCCCCAAGCCAGUCCGGUCGCCAAUAUUGAGCGAGUUAUUGGAUAAAUACCUCGCGCCGGUGCCUUCGCAUCCGCGCACUCGUCUGGCCAUCCGUGAAAAGGGGUCUAGGGCAAGUCUUGGGCAUGAGGCUGGUACACCGACCGGCUUUUCCUCUUCUGGCUCGGAUGAUACUCAGCGCCCCUUUCCUCGGACGCCAGACGAAAAAUGA
This is a messenger RNA of Penicillium cinerascens, 7017 nucleotides long. Its product is annotated as putative sensor histidine kinase/response regulator. The record is from RefSeq and is a predicted model, not a curated record. The transcript has 2 exons. Gene Ontology annotation, biological process: protein autophosphorylation; phosphorelay signal transduction system. The coding region runs from base 1 to 7017 and encodes 2338 amino acids. Lineage: Eukaryota; Fungi; Ascomycota; Eurotiomycetes; Eurotiales; Aspergillaceae. Gene Ontology annotation, molecular function: protein binding; histidine phosphotransfer kinase activity; phosphorelay sensor kinase activity.